This is a messenger RNA of Phascolarctos cinereus (koala), 3439 nucleotides long. RefSeq names its product glucocorticoid induced 1 (gene GLCCI1). The record is from RefSeq and is a predicted model, not a curated record. Gene Ontology annotation, cellular component: cytoplasm. NCBI's taxonomy places the organism in Eukaryota, Metazoa, Chordata, Mammalia, Diprotodontia, Phascolarctidae.
CGCCGGGCACGCGCCCCUGCUCCCUCGGCGUGCCCUCCCCCUCCCCCUCCCGGGCCAUGUCGGUAACGGCGGCGGGGGGUGCUGCGGGCUUGGCUGGGGGCCCCGGCCCCGCGCAGCCCCCUCCCCCGCCGCCCCCCACGGGCCCCCGGAUGCGGCGCAGCGCCGCCAGCUCCCCCACGGCCCCGGGCGCCGGCCGCCUGCUGCAGCCCAUCCGCGCCACGGUGCCGUUCCAGCUGCUGCGCGGGGGGCCCAGCCCCCCGGCCCCUGACCCCCCGCGGCCCCAGGGCCGGCCCCGGCGCAGGAGCGGUUCCCCGGAGCCCCGAGCGGACAGGCCAAGAUCUCAGCAAGUGAGAACUUCCAAUUCAAUAAGACGAACCUCUUCUUUGGAUACCAUAACAGGACCUUACCUCACAGGGCAGUGGCCCCGGGACCCCCAUGCCCACUACCCAUCGUGCAUGAAAGACAAAGCGACUCAGACCCCGAGCUGUUGGGCUGAAGAGGGGGCAGAGAAGAAAUCCCAUCAGCGGUCAGCAUCGUGGGGCAGCUCGGAUCAGCUGAAAGAGAUCGCCAAGCUGAGACAGCAGCUGCAGCGCGGUAAGCAGAGUAGUAACCGGCACAGCCACCGGGAGAAAGACCGCCACUCACCUCUACACAGCAACCCCGCGGCCAGCAGCCAGACUCAGGUUGUUGGCUCAAGAUCGGUCUCUAUGCCUCUGUCCAAUAUCUCAGCACCAAAGUCCGCUGUUUCACGGGUACCCUGCAACGUAGAAGGAAUCAGCCCAGAGCUAGAAAAGGUGUUCAUUAAAGAAAAUGGUGGGAAGGAGGAAGGAGGCAAGCCCCUGGACAUUCCUGAUGGCCGCCGCGCCCCACUGCCCGCCCAGUAUCGCAGCAGCAGCAGCAGCGGCACUCGCAGUGUAGACACGCAGACGCCAUCGGUGCCAGAGCGCAGCAGCAGCUGCAGCAGCAGCCACUCGCCCUGUGUGUCUCAGGACGGCAGCCCGUGCUCCACUGAAGACUUGCUCUAUGACCGAGAUAAAGACAGUGGGAGCAGUUCGCCGCUACCGAAAUACGCCUCCUCUCCCAAACCCAACAACAGCUACAUGUUCAAGCGGGAGCCGCCGGAGGGGUGUGAGCGAGUGAAGGUCUUUGAGGAGAUGGCCGCUCGCCAGCCCAUCUCAGCCCCUCUCUUUUCGUGUCCUGACAAAAACAAGGUGAAUUUCAUCCCAACCGGCUCCGCCUUCUGCCCUGUAAGGCUUCUGGGCCCUCUCCUGCCAGCCUCAGACCUGAUGCUCAAGAGCUCUCCAGGCUCCAGCCAGAGCCCGAUACUAAGCGCCUUGACCGUCGAGCAGCUCUCAGCACGGGUGGCCUUCUCGUCCCUGUCAGAUGAUACCAGUGUCGUGGACUCGGUAGCGGAGGUCACGAUCCCACCGCCGUGCCCAGCCCCGCUACCCCCGCCACCAAACGAGUGUCAGGCUGAGGAGUGGGCCUCGUCUCAGAACUACGUGGCCAUCUAAGCAGGGGAGCAGGCCCUCGCCCUCGGAAGCCCGGUCAGCAUGGCCACUCGGAUGUCUGCAUGGAGGGUGACGCCUUUCUGGACAGAACAGAGGACGUGUCAGCAUCCCGGAGGAUCUUCUAUCACUGUUCUUGAUGGGGACAGGCCUUGAGUUGAGCCUUUUGUUAUUUUUACUUUUUUAUGGGAAACAGAGAUGCAGAGCGUGUGGAUCGUUGAGCAUUUUCAGGGGAGACUGUGCGUUUCCUCGUGUGUCUGACCAGACGAGGGCCGUGUCCUGGGUCUGCUGCAGUCCUUCUGCAUCAGAAAGUUGCCGUCUGGCUGGGGUGUGUCCUGUGCUGAGGACUGAGCCAGGUGUUUGUGACGCGCACGGCGCACACGCCGCCAGACGCACAAGAGCCCUUCCCUGCUGUGGCGCCUCGUUUCAGGUACUCAGCCGAAGUCUAACUCAGGUAACUUGGAAUGUGAAUCCUGUCUGCAAAGACAAGGUGUCCCGGUGACAUCUCUGCAUCAAUCUUUCCUCAUUCCAUUCCACCGAGGAGGGUGAUCCUGGGCAGGGGCAGCCAGCGGCAGGAGCCGGUGUCCCCUUCUCAGGUGGCAGCAGGAGGAUGGGGUCGAACGGGGCAUUCCUCAUGACUCUGGCAAGGUUGAGAACAAGGUUUCCAGGAGGGACGCUCCACGCGGUGCGCACCCCAGUGGCAGGGAUUUUACAGGGGACGGUGAGGAGCGCUCACUCACGUCUCCAGCAAAUUCGUGUUGAGUUUCUCUUUUUGGAAAUUGUCCCUUCGUUUUCUGGCUAAAAAGGAACAGGCUUCUGGUUGCUCACCUCCACCCUCUCCAGCUUGAGCGAAUUAAGCGACAUUCGGGCCCAGAGAGGGUUCUGUUCGGGGACGAGCUGGAAAAGGAGUCAGCCGAGGAUUCUUUGGUGACUUCGGGCGGCAGCUGGAAGCGCAUUCCCUUAGCCCCAUCUCUCUGUAUCUUUUGUCAGGGGUCAUUUCUGCUGUUCUCCUCCAGGUGGGAAGCAUAAGGCAGGGUAGGAAGCCCUGGGCAGACAGGAUCUGAGCCGGGCGUCUUCGGAAUCAUACUCUGGGCUCCAGGGAAGCCGGCUGCAUUGGCUCCUGCUCCUGGUGAAGGUUGGAAAGGGAUGAGGACAGUGAGGGAAAGGGCCUGUGUGUGUGGGAGGGAGGGGGGUGUCAGCCAUCCCAAUGCUCCUUUUCUUCCUCCCCUAACAUCAGCUGCCGCUUUCUCCUCCCAAGGCAUAUUCUGGUUUUAUGAUAGCAGUCGGAUGGCGUUCAACCAGAAGACACUUUCAUGGAGCGAAGGACCCUGUCGUUUUCAGUGGGAACCGUUGAAAACCAUUUUUUCAGAUCUCUUUCACCCUAAAGUUCUCAGGCCUUGAUGAAGAGGAGAGGGAAGAAGGGAGCAAAGGCCAGUUGGGCGGUGUGUCUGGGAGCUCCACCGUCCAUCCUUGCUGCUCUGCCUGCCUGUCUGUCCAGGGCUGAGGGAGGAGGAGGAGGAGGAGGCGGAGGCCAGGGUUGGGGCAAGGAGGUGGGGGGAGGGGGAACAACUGAAUUUCCCUGAUGGAUGAGAUUUGUGGUGACGCUCCACGCAUUCCUUUUCCCACGAGAAGCUAAAUAUUACUUGUGCUGCCCGUUUGUUCCUAGUAUAUCUGAGGGUUUUGGACGUGCUGUGUUGGAGCUUCUGCUUUUCCAUGUAAAUUCGCAGGAAGCUUUGGAGCUCAGAUGUCCCCCCCCUUGGGCUUGGAGACGUCUCGGACGUGGUUUCAGUUUUGUCCGUCGCUGUCCUGGGAAGCCCGGUUACUGGACGCUGAGGCUUUCCUUAUGCGAGGACAGAUGUGGCUUUUGUUUGGUACUUUUCCAGUAGAGAAAUUCCCAUGUCUUAUUUAAAUAAAGCUAUUAGUAAAAAGUA